Molecule: messenger RNA, 1608 nt
Organism: Stomoxys calcitrans (stable fly)
Lineage: Eukaryota; Metazoa; Arthropoda; Insecta; Diptera; Muscidae
Gene: Clic
Product: chloride intracellular channel Clic
Exons: 4
Coding region: 219-995 (258 amino acids)
Biological process (GO): chloride transport
Cellular component (GO): apical plasma membrane; cytoplasm
Molecular function (GO): chloride channel activity
Source: RefSeq, a predicted model, not a curated record
CGAACCACCGACCAGUGUUAACCGAAUCGAACCACCGACGUUGUUUUUUAAGUGUUCGCCUCGUAGGAAAAUAGGAAACAAAUAUUAAGCAAGUUAACAACAAAUUAUUUAUAAAUUAGUGGAAUAAUCAAUAGAGAAUUAAUACGUGGUCAAUCUUAUUUCGAUAACUGGAAGAUUCUUUGAAAUUUUAACAAAAACUCUAAAGAAAAAAGGAAAACAUGUCUGAAGCAGAACUACAAGAAACCAACGGAGGAACUUCUAAUGGCGACGUUCCAGAAAUUGAAUUGAUUAUUAAGGCAUCGACUAUCGAUGGACGCCGUAAGGGAGCGUGUCUUUUCUGCCAGGAAUACUUUAUGGAUUUGUAUCUGCUGGCCGAAUUGAAGACCAUCAGCUUAAAAGUGACAACAGUUGAUAUGCAGAAACCACCUCCAGAUUUUCGCACCAACUUUGAAGCAACUCAUCCGCCAAUUUUGAUUGACAACGGUUUGGCCAUAUUGGAGAACGAUAAAAUCGAAAGACACAUUAUGAAGAAUAUCCCUGGUGGAUAUAAUCUCUUUGUGCAGGACAAGGAAGUUGCCACACUAAUUGAGAAUCUUUAUGUGAAACUUAAGCUGAUGUUGGUCAAAAAGGACGACGCUAAAAACAAUGCCUUAUUGUCACACUUGAAGAAAAUCAAUGAUCAUCUUGCCAACCGUAAUACACGAUUCCUUACAGGAGACACCAUGUGCUGCUUUGACUGUGAGUUGAUGCCACGUUUGCAACACAUUCGAGUGGCAGGCAAAUAUUUCGUGGAUUUUGAAAUACCAACUCACUACACAGCCCUGUGGAGAUACAUGUACCACAUGUAUCAAUUGGAUGCCUUCACCCAAUCCUGUCCGGCCGAUCAGGACAUUAUCAAUCAUUACAAACUGCAACAAAUGCUAAAAAUGAAGAAACACGAAGAGUUGGAAACACCUACUUUCACCACAUCCAUUCCAAUUGAUAUUUCGGAAUAAGAUUAUUCGUAGUAGUAGUUUCCCUCCAAUUCAAUCCAAUGAACUACGAGUAUUCACAUACACUUAUUUGUUUUCUUUUUUUUGCGCUUUAUUUAGUAGUUCUUAUUUUACCCCACCCACUUUUUGAGUAGUGCAAACUGACAAGAUUAUUUAUAUAUGUCUAUGUAAUAAUUUUCUCCGCGCGGAUACCAUAUAAUGUGUAAAGUAUGAGAAUUACACAGAGUUUUUUUGUAUUUUUUUUUUUGCUGAUAGAGACCUUGAUUUGUUUUUUUUAUCCAUAUGAUUGAUUGUUAAUAUGUAUUAAGUUUUUUAUUACAUCUAAUGUUCCUCAGCUCACUGAAUCUUCCAGCUGGAGAAGCUGAUCUUUUGAUGAAUGGGCUUCAAUGGGGAAAUUUCCUCCUCGACAAUUCACACAUGACUCUUAACGAUAUCUUAAUGACCAUUCAUUUUCUACCGCAUUUGUACUAACAAAAAGUGUAUUUUUUAACAUUAUUUUUACUUCAUACCAAUUUAUUAAAAACAAAAGAAUAUAAUUGCAUAUAACUUUUUUUGUAUAUACACAUACAAUUAUAAAAAACAACAAAAUAAAGUAUUUCUUAUAUUUGAUACUAAA